AUGCAUAACAACGAUGUAGCUGCUAUCACGCAGCAAGUAUCAGACCUUGACAUUGAUCAAGGUCCCAGUGACCCAGCGGCAAUGAUGGCAGCGCUCAAUCCGGAACUACGACCCGCUCCCAAGUUGUACAGCAAGGGGGUUAAGAUUACGGAUAUUACUCAAAUCUUCACAAAUGCUGCUCACCAGCUCGAAGUAGGAGACCUUAUUAAGGAUCCAUUUUUUACAUUAUUUGAGGCUGUUGCUGCUCUAGAGAUCAUGGAUCCAAAAAUGGAUAGUGGUUACCUAGCUCCUGGAGAAACUAUGGAGGAUGAUUACGAUUUCGCCCAGGCGCUACUGCCAGAGGAAGUUUUGGGUAUCAUUGAUCAGCUUCUUUGUCAUGAGAUGGCUUGGCACAUGGGUCACCCGCUUGCUCAAACAAUCUUUACCAGUCUAUACAUUGAUCGAAUCCUACAUCCCUCACCUUUAAGUCUCAGUGAGACCCGUUUUGAUAGAGACGAGAGCUGUGCCGAAGACGAACCUUUAAUGUUGCAAGUUCUGAGGGCCUACUGUCUAGGUCUGAUCAAAACUUGUUGGUAUGUCAAUAAUCGAGUGAGGUCAGAGCACUUUUACGAGGAGGAAGAUUUUGCGACCCAUACAUUCCAUAGAAAUCUGCUCGAGGGUAUAGAGUAUGAUGAAAUUCUUCGUUUCAUGAAAGAGACUGUAGAUUUAGUUCUGCAGGCUCAUGGAAUAUCCGAGGAUGUGAAGAAAGCUUUGUCGACUCGACUUAAUUUUCGGCAAGCUUUUCUGAAAACCGUUGAUGUAGUAGAGUCAAGAUCCCUAGAUGCAAAGCAGUCCUGGCGUGAGACGCUUUCGUUUAUUUCUGAUCUAAAAUCAUCCAGCAAACUUACAAAGCCCGUUCCCCAAUCAUUCAGUGUGAAAUUACAGAGGAAGCUCGCGAGUACGGUUCCGCCACGUCCAAUUGUUGUGGUGGGUCAAGAGAGUGCCUACGAACACUUGGAGAGGAUGUGUAAGGAUGGUGAAAUCGCGGUUGAUAUACUUGAUUAUACAGAUAGUCACAGUCUCAUGACUUUUGUUUCAUUAUUUCAAGCACGAAAACCUCAACCAGCCGUGUACAUUCGAACUUUACUUCAGUAUUACAUGUUUGCAGAUAUGAUAAUACUGGGUAAAAUGUCCAUCCGUGAAAUUCUCGAUGAUGAUCUAGCUAGUCUUACCUUACCCGCAAACCAGCUUCUAGAUCGUAUCAACGAUGAAGUUGAAGUUACUCAUGAUCCAAGAUUUCACAUGGCUCAAAGGAUGGAGUUAUUUAGAUCACGCGCGGCCAACACAUACAUAGAUAUCCUUCGGACCAUGUGUCAAAGCCGAUGUCGUAUACGCCGAACACUCUGUCACACAAUCGUUGACUGGGAUAAUCUACAACUUGAUGGCGAGGAGAUUGAUCAGGAACUGAGAGAAUUCACAAAAGAAAAGCCAUUCAUAGAUAAAACCUUAUCACAUGAUCCAAUUUACGCUUUUCCCCUAUCAUCAUGGGCGUACUAUUACAAGCUUCGCCAAAUGGAAUGGAUAGUACAAUUGGGCUUUGAACUCCAGGUUUACCAGCCAGAUGAGUUAUCAGGGAUGUAUUUUUACCUCAAUCAUCUUUGUAAAACGAGGAGUCGUCAUCUUGAACGUAUCCGAAGCGAGGUCAUGCGAUCCUACUCUGUACGUCGCAAUGAGUCGCAGCUUGAUCCUACUCAAAGAGAGGAAUUUACCAAUGCAAUUUCAUUCAUAAACUUCUCCAUGUUGGAAGUAACCUCGACGUAUGGUUUCGCAGACGCACUAUCUUCGUUGUUUGAAGCACUUCGCCGUCUGGAUCUUAUACCCAUACCUCCAAGACCAUACGGCAACGAUGUAAUGCGUUACGAAGUCCGCAUGAAACCAUUUUCUACAAUUGGCCUUCCUGCCCCCUUGUCGUUUGAAUCUUUCACAUACAACGUCACGCAGCCCAAUGAGACCACUCUCGAUUUACUUUUGAUUGCUGGAGAAGCCACUGCUGCUGCUAAGAAAGGAUUCGAGAUCCUGAGUAAACUCAAUCCUAAAGAUGCCUAUUGUCGUGGAUCUCAUGAGAGUUGGCUGAAAGAUAUCAAAGACUGUUUGAAAGCGUGUAUCUUUACUGGAAUCUCGAUUGCAGCGGUCAAAAAGGCCAUCGAAGGUGCAGGCAAGGACAAUAAAGUGAAGAUCCAGGUGGAGAUACCCACAACAGGUAAAGGAUAUCAUGAUUGGUGGAUUGUGCCUAAAAUUCUACCCGAUCCGAAAAGGUAA
Botrytis fragariae is the source of this 2298-nucleotide messenger RNA. RefSeq names its product putative mak10 subunit protein. The transcript is spliced from 7 exons. Gene Ontology annotation, cellular component: NatC complex. The coding region runs from base 1 to 2298 and encodes 765 amino acids. Gene Ontology annotation, biological process: N-terminal peptidyl-methionine acetylation. The record is from RefSeq and is a predicted model, not a curated record. Lineage: Eukaryota; Fungi; Ascomycota; Leotiomycetes; Helotiales; Sclerotiniaceae.